ACACCUACCAUAUCCUGAAUACAUGUGGCACACUGUAAACAAAUGAUUUUUGUUAGUAAAAAAUAACUUAUAAAAAGAAAGUUAAUUAAUUUGAAAAUUUCGUUACUAAAGAAAAUGAAUUUGUAUUAGUUGAUUGUUCAAAUAGAAAAAAGAUGGAAUUAUUGCGUUCAACAUUUGAAAGUUUAUUGGAUCCAAAAAUUGGAGUACCAUACGCAAUUAUAUUCGUUUAUAGUGUUUAUUCGUUAUUUUUAAAGAAGAAUUGUAAUAAAAAGUCAAUUGAAAACGAUAAUUCAUUACCGAAAAUGUCUCCAGUUUCAACUACCAAUGAUGAUUUUAAAAUGGUUUUGGUAAUUAGAAAAGAUUUGAAAAUGGGAAAAGGAAAAGCUGCUGCUCAAUGUGCUCACGCAGCAGUGGCAUCAUACAAAAUGGCUUUGAAAUAUCCUUCAAUUUUAAAUGCUUGGGAAGAUUGUGGCCAGAUGAAAAUAACAGUUCAAGUUGAUGACGAGGUAUCAUUGUUAGAAGUUUACAAACAUGCAAAAUCUUUAGGACUCAUUACAAAUGUGAUACAAGAUGCAGGACGAACACAAAUUGCAAGAGGAAGUAAAACUGUGUGUGCAGUUGGGCCAGGACCUUUUAAAAAAAUAGACAAAGUAACUGGUCAUUUAAAAUUAUACUAAACUUAUUAUUUUAAAUACAAAUUUUUCUACCACAAA
Leptopilina boulardi is the source of this 713-nucleotide messenger RNA. Its product is annotated as peptidyl-tRNA hydrolase 2, mitochondrial. Gene Ontology annotation, cellular component: mitochondrion; cytosol. Lineage: Eukaryota; Metazoa; Arthropoda; Insecta; Hymenoptera; Figitidae. The transcript has 3 exons. Gene Ontology annotation, molecular function: peptidyl-tRNA hydrolase activity. Bases 153 to 677 code for a protein of 174 amino acids. The record is from RefSeq and is a predicted model, not a curated record.